GAUCGGACGGCCGAUUCGGCGGGCUCAUCAAGGAGUAUAUGAGGGCCGGGCUCAGGCAACCGUUUGGUUGGCAUUCUACAGCCAUCUCCGCCGCGCGUCGCCAUUCGCCGGCGUCGGAUUCCUCCACCCAGAAGCCCUUUCACCCUCCAGUCUCCGGGACCGAAGAGGGCCUCGACACUCGACGCCACCUACUCUUCUUUUAUCCUCUUUGCCAUUCUCGCUCUCCCUUUCUUUAGGGUUCUGAAGUUUCAUGGAGACGGCCAACGCCUCCUUCCGUGAAUUUCGCUGCCGGUGUUGCCGUUUCCUCCGCUGCUAUUGUUGCUGCUACUGCUGUCCGUCUGAUUGAAGCCUCGGAGGCGCGGGAAAGAAAGGAAGGAGGAGAGGGGUCGAGGGGAGUAGUAAGAACUUCAUCUUUGGUGUUUGUUUAGGGUUUGAAAUUUAGGAGUUUGCGAUGGAUCUGUCGGAAUCGCAGUCGAGUCUGUCGCUGGGGUUCCGGCAGCUGAGCCCGCCGCCUCGGACGCCGAUCACAGACGACUCGAUAUCGCUGCAGCUCGAUUCUGGAUUCAGCGACUGCGGAAAUGCCCGGCGGAUUCCCCUUCAGCUGCUCGACCAGCCCGAGCACACGGAGAGUAGGGCCGACUCCAACCAGGACCGGGACAAGGAGGAGUUUAGCAUCCUCGGGUACACCAUGCGCCUGAAGCGCCGGAAGGAGGCGGAGCCGUCUCCCCCUCGUCCGCCGGUUCCAGCGUUCUUGCGGCCGGAUUCGGGGUGCUCGAGCUCCGCGUCGACGAGCAAGCAGGGGAUGGUGCAGAUGGAGGCGAGGCGGGCAGCUGUGAGGGCGUGGGCUAACCAGCCGCUCUCGGCUGCCGACGCCGACGUCUGGGAGAUCAUGGAGAAGGAGAAGGAGCGACAGUUCAGGGGUAUUGAGCUAAUCGCGUCGGAGAAUUUCGUGUGCAGGGGCGUGCUCGAGGCUCUUGGGAGCCACCUGACCAACAAGUACUCGGAAGGAUUGCCUGGGGCGAGAUACUACAUAGGCAACCAAUACAUCGAUCAGAUCGAAUUGCUUUGCCAGAAGCGGGCGCUGGCAGCUUUUCAUCUCGAUCCUGAGAAGUGGGGAGUGAACGUGCAACCGUACUCCUGCACCUCGGCUAAUUUCGCCGUUUACACGGGCCUUCUUCUUCCCAAGGAUCGGAUUAUGGGCCUGGAUUCACCGUCUGGUGGGCAUCUGAGUCAUGGCUAUUAUACGCCGAGUGGGAAGAAAGUUUCUGGUGCGUCAAUCUUCUUCGAGAGCCUGCCGUAUAAGGUGAACCUCCAGACGGGAUAUAUCGACUACGAGAAAUUGGAAGAGAAGGCGCUUGACUUUCGGCCCAAGAUAUUAAUAUGUGGUGGAAGCUCAUACCCACGAGAAUGGGAUUAUUCACGUUUCCGGCAGAUUGCUGAUAAAUGUGGAGCUGUAUUAAUGUGCGACAUGGCACAGAUCGGUGGUCUUAUAGCUGCCAAGGAAUGCUUAAGCCCGUUUGAUUAUUGUGACAUUGUUACAUCAACAACCCACAAAAGCCUCCGGGGCCCAAGAGGUGGUAUAAUCUUCUACAGGAAGGGGGUAAGACCAAAGAGACGAGGAUUAUGCAGUUAUCCAUCGGCUGAAAAUGAGCAGUACGAUUUUGAAGAGAGGAUAAAUUUUGCUGUUUUCCCAUCAUUACAAGGUGGGCCUCACAAUAAUCAUAUUGCUGCUCUAGCAGUAGCCUUAAAACAGAUUGCCAGCCCUGAGUACAAAGCUUACAUGCAACAAGUGAAGAGAAAUGCUCAAGCUUUUGCAGCUGCUUUGCUGAGAAGAAAAUGUCGGCUUGUCACUGGAGGCACCGACAACCAUUUGCUGUUAUGGGAUUUAAGGCCUUUGGGUUUAACAGGUAAAAGCUACGAAAAGGUUUGUGAAAUGUGCCACAUUAGCCUAAACAAAAGCGCAAUAUUCGGCGACAACGGUGCUGUUUCUCCUGGGGGUGUGAGGAUUGGAACUCAGGCAAUGACGACUAGGGGCUGCUUGGAGAAUGAUUUUGAGACGAUAGCAGAGCUUCUUCUCAAGGCAGCUCAGAUUGGAAAUGCCAUCCACAAGGAACACGGGAAGUUGCAGAAGGAUUUCUUGAAGGGCCUCCACAGCAACAAGGAUGUCCUUGAGCUGAGGAACCGCGUGGAGAAUUUCGCGUCCCAGUUUGCUCUGCCUGCAUUCGACUUGUGAAGAGAAUUGAGGAUGCUUGUUUGCCGUGUGAUGGGGGCUCUGUAAAUCCGCCAUUGAUGUGCAGAAAUAUGAGGUUUUGAUAUGCAGAAAUAUGAGGUUGUGCUUGUGCUGUUCCCCUUCGCUGGUCUUUCUUGUAAAUAGCAUAUAAAAUAUUUACUGCAUUUCAUUAUUGUUCUUGUUGAGAUGCCGAUGUGCAUCGGCAAAAAAAGUCCGGUCUUGGUUGUGGUCGUUCUGGCAUUCGAGAAAGCAAUUGAAGAUUGGGGAGGCCACGUGUAUCUAGAAGGAAUGCGGUCUUCAUUGCGUCUGCCCGACAUGUCAGCAUCUUUGCAUUUGUGAGUAGGUCCAUUUUGUGGCGAGCACGUGCAGACGGUGUGCCUGACGAUCGUUUUCCUUUUUUGUGUGUCGCAGCAGAUUAGCUCGAGUUGAUCACAUUGCCAAUCACUUCUGUUGGACAGAAAAGCCGCUUAUAAUUCGAGGCUCGACACCCAAGAAAGGCAGUUCUUUUUGUACAGUCUGAAACAUCUGCAAGUUCAUCAAGUUUUCCCGAUGCGCAAGUAAGACUGUGCUGAAUCCCAGCUUCAAACUCGAAAAAACAAAAGAGGGAGGGAGGGAGAGGAGGUGGGAUCAGGAGCUGAAAGACUCGUUUUCAUGGGGUCUGUUACAUCCCAAUAGAAGCUGUUUUUUGCUUGUUCUGGAGAUUGUAUGAAGGUGAACAGGCCUGGCAGAAGGGGUGCAGUUAGAGACCGCGAACAGAAGCUGUGGCCGGAGAUGGGGAAGUCUUAUUCCCUUCAAGAAUUAUUCUGGAGUGAUCGAGGAAAGAUAAGGCCGCAAGAAGGUAGCUGCAGGAAGGGGAGGUAGGUGUUCUGCAUGCAGAAUGUUGUAAAGAGAGUAUGCGUUGUAGUUUUAGAGAUGCAGACGUUCAUGGAUCUCAAAAGAAUGUAAACAUUUCCUGGGCAAUUGUCCAAAUGGGGAAUGGACUACCCAAUGACUUUGUUAUUAUCCUUCAGUUUCAGAUUUAUAACCACUGAACAUCUUAUACCACAUGUAAGAGUCUGUUUAAUCCCAGCUUGCUGAUUGAAGAAAGAAAAAAUAUUCAUUUUACAUGAUUAAUACUUUCUUA
Nymphaea colorata (pocket water lily) is the source of this 3353-nucleotide messenger RNA. RefSeq names its product serine hydroxymethyltransferase 7-like. Gene Ontology annotation, molecular function: pyridoxal phosphate binding; zinc ion binding; cobalt ion binding. The record is from RefSeq and is a predicted model, not a curated record. The transcript has 5 exons. Gene Ontology annotation, biological process: tetrahydrofolate interconversion; folic acid metabolic process; L-serine catabolic process. Lineage: Eukaryota; Viridiplantae; Streptophyta; Magnoliopsida; Nymphaeales; Nymphaeaceae. Bases 452 to 2233 code for a protein of 593 amino acids. Gene Ontology annotation, cellular component: cytoplasm.